Molecule: messenger RNA, 204 nt
Organism: Ilex paraguariensis (yerba mate)
Lineage: Eukaryota; Viridiplantae; Streptophyta; Magnoliopsida; Aquifoliales; Aquifoliaceae
Source: the annotation of a GenBank genome assembly
AUGGAGGACAAACCUUGUUGCGGUCCUAGGUACUCCCCUAGUACUCUAGUUUCAGCUAAGCAAAGUGGGGUUGCAAUGGUCAGUGGGUUCUCAAAGAAUAUGGUGAAGAUUUUCUUGGAGGAAGGUGGAAUUGUCAACUUAGAGGCUGUGAUGGAGCAGGCCAUCUCUGGUGAACUAUACCUGAAUCUAGUUGUAAUUGACUGA